Thyridium curvatum is the source of this 2016-nucleotide messenger RNA. RefSeq lists its product as uncharacterized. The record is from RefSeq and is a predicted model, not a curated record. The transcript has 2 exons. Lineage: Eukaryota; Fungi; Ascomycota; Sordariomycetes; Thyridiales; Thyridiaceae. The coding region runs from base 1 to 2016 and encodes 671 amino acids.
AUGCAAUUCCUAACAUUGAACCGCUUCGCCGUCUUCUCACCCUGCCAAACUUGUCGUGCUCGCAAGAAGAGGUGCUAUCACAUCGAAGACGCCCAGAAUGGCGCAAAGGCCAACGGCAGCGAGAGGCCGGAAAAGGCCAGGCGCCUAGCCACAAUUCAAGUUGCAGAGACACACACUAGAGAGUCUAGCCCAGUUCCCGGCCGUGUGAGUGCCUAUAACCCAGAGUCUGUGCUGGAAGAUCUUGCCAAGCCUCGCGACCCUGCGGAAUCACAGCAAGAUUGCCCUACACAUCUGGGUUCCCAAGAGAGUCCCUUGACGGACCACCACUGCCACGCGACGGUGCAACGAUCACAGCGCAAGUUGAACUGGUACAGGCGAUACAAGCGGCGUCAUGUUCCCAAGCUCACUGAGAGCCACCGCCGGUACCUCGAGGAGGCCGGGGCAUUCCUAGAGCUGCCCCGUGCCACAACCGAUGCGCUUUUGCCGAUUUACAACUCACUGCUGGAUGACCUCAUCGCUCUCGUCGACGGGCCCACUGCCUUCCGCGAUUACAGCAACGGGCAGGCUUCACCGUACCUAGUCCGCGCGAUUUGUCUUGUGACUUGCAAGACGAAACAUGCGGCUCCUUUCCUUCGACUCAGCGAGGAUGGACCCGUGCUCGAACCCCUCAAGUUCGCGUCUCGGAUUCUGUCCGGUCUCGAUGCGGCGAUGAAAGCAGAACUCGAACCCGACAGGGUAACCCGAAUCCGAGUCCUCGCCCUCAUGUCUCUGAGCAACAACGGCAACAGCGGCGUCGACCGCGCGUACAGCUACCUGUCUCAGGCCAUCUCCGAAGGCUGGACAAUGUCCAUCCACUGGAACAUCCCCGGCAACCCGGACCAGGAGCAGUGCGACCUGCUGUGGUGGACCCUGCGCAACUUUGACCGUCUCAACAAGCCCAUUAUGGGCGCGGCGCCGUUCAUGAUCGACGACGCCGACAUCGGGAUCGACCGUACGACCCCAAAACCUGGCCACUACAAGACGGAGAUCAUGGCAAUAUCGCUCGUCCUCGGCGACCUCAUGGCGCAGGCCACACGGGUGUACAAGGCAACGUCCGUGGCCAGGGAGGACAACAGCGACGACUUCCCAACGCUAGCCGACGUCACAUAUGGCACCACCUUCCAUAGCUUUCACAAGUCUCAUCGAGCGUACCUCGAGCUGUGGUACCACAUAGCGGCCAUGCUGUCCUGCAAGUACAGCGGGCCGGGCUCCAUCCCCUACAACCGGCGACUCGCGUCUGCAGACCGCAUCCUCGAGAUCAUCUCCUGUGGUGGGCACGAAGCCUUGCCUCCGCUCCCGCUGGUCCCCUACGCGAUGGCCAUGUCUACGACGAUGAUAUACCAAGCCCUGCGGGAGAACCAGCGCGAUUUCGAGAGGGCUUACAAGGAUCUCGAGCUGUGCUGUCAGGCGCUGGAGGCGCUCCAUAAGCGCUUCCCCUACGUGAGGAACAUCUUGAAACUUGCCAAGCAGCUUCUGGAGCUCUUGGCCCGCUCGGGUACGAAGCAGAUAGCAGAGAACGUCGAGCCUCCACGCGAACAUUCCGCUGCCAUGGUCCUGGCUACCAUGAACGGCACGCCCCAGCCGGUAGAGCAGCCACAGCAAGCCAACGAGGACCAAGACGUGGACGGCUUCGUCAUGCCAUCUAUUUCGGUCGCUUCAGUCCCACAGAUUGAACAACCGGCCGAGAACGAAAACAACACAGAAUUCCAAGCCCAGCUAUCCGAGGCAUACCCCAACAUCGACGCCUCGUAUACUCAGCUGGACAGCCAGUUCCACAAUCUCUUUGACUACGACAUGCCCAACUUCUUCCGCACCCCUGCGACCUGGGAAUACAUCAACACCGGGGCAGCGGGAGGUAAGGGCACGGGCGAGGACAGCUCUGCUGGUGGCGGAAGCGAGUUCCAGUUUUCGUAUCUCAGCUCGCCCGAGAUUGACUUUGAUUAUCAGCAGAUGCAAGCUCCUCCACCACCUUAUUAA